AUGCUCGACGCUGGGCAGCGUAUGGCCAAGUGGCUGGCCGGUGCUGACGCGGCGACCGCUCUCGCUGAUGCUAAGUACGGCAAUAUCAACGAAACUAGCCCAGUACGUGGGGAGCAGCACGUGGAGGAGAACGACGCGGAUGAAGAAGACGAGGAGGAAGACGACGAGGAGGACGAGACGACUGAGACUGCUGAGGUGGCCCCCGACGCUCCAUCGGUGUUGUUCGACUCCUUACUGCUGACGAUAAUCGUUCUCGUGAAGCCGUGGUCGUUCCGGAGCGUCCACGAGGGAUGGCUGGAAGUGGUGAAAAGACUACAAACACUUUAUCACUUUCGAACUGUGGAGGAGUGCCAAAUUCGGGUGAUUGUGCUGACGAAGCACGUUCGUGCUUGUACUCUUUCAUCCCUGGCCAGCCCCGCUGUAGAGUGCGAGCCGACACACGCACUGAUCACGGAGGUGAUGGCAGCUCAAGAAGCCCACGAAGACGCUGGCCGGCUCCGUGUUCAAAGACUGGAGGAACGGAUGGGCACUUUGGAGGCGCAGCGUCGCGAGGAUAGGCAGCGUAUCCAGAGUUUGGAAGUGAAGCUGGAGGACAAGCAGCGCCACGAUGCCCAGCGUCUCGAAGACAAGCAGGAAUUCGACAAGGAGGUGGCCAAUCUUCAUAAUCACAUACGCGAGAUGAAAGCGGCACACGAGGCUGAGAUUGUGAACUACGAGAGCGUUGCAAGCGAUAUGCUGAGCUCUAUCGACAAUCGACUUCACGACCGAUCUCCACCACUCCAGCAAAUGACACCGCCACCGAUAUCCCAGGAGGCCCUGCAAGCAUCGGCUCCGUCUGACUCGAGCAAGAGGCGUAAGAAGCCUCCGGCUCUGGGUUCCGGGGCUUUAGGCAAGAAGUCCAAGAACGAGUCGUUGAGAGAACGUCGUGCAGUCACGCGCAUUGUCCACGCGGCCACCACGCCAAUGUAA
Molecule: messenger RNA, 969 nt
Organism: Phytophthora sojae
Lineage: Eukaryota; Oomycota; Peronosporomycetes; Peronosporales; Peronosporaceae
Exons: 2
Coding region: 1-969 (322 amino acids)
Source: RefSeq, a predicted model, not a curated record